AUGAGACCCCACGCCAUCUGGAGGGAUCAGAUCCCCAACAGAGAGAAAUACGGCAAUGUUGUCUGGUCUAUAGCAUACAGGCCUGAUGGACAGCAGUUGGUGGUAGCUGUGGGCAACCGAGUGCUUCUCUACGACGCCAACGAUGGCGAUCUGGUCCACAGUUUGAAAGGCCAUCGAGAUAGUGUGUACUGCGUAACUUACUCGAAACAAGGGAAGAGGUUCGCAUCUGGUGGAGCCGACCAUCAAGUCAUCAUCUGGACUAGCAAAGGCGAGGGAAUUCUGAAAUAUAGCCAUAGCGACUCGAUCCAAUUCCUGGCCUACAACCCCGUGACACAGCAGCUAGCGAGCGGAACUCACAAUGAUAUAGGACUUUGGAGUCCUGAACAAAAGAGUGUUCAGAAACAUAAGGUGCCUGCUAGAGUUCUCUGCAUAUCGUGGACAACGGAUGGACUGCAUUUGGCGCUCGGCUUGUUCAAUGGGCACGUAUCCAUUCGCGACAAGUUUUGCGCGGAGAAGAGCAAAAUAAUUAGAUCUGAACCCGUAUGGUGCUUAGCGUGGAACCCCAGUCCCUCGAGAUCUGAAUCCACCGAAAUCCUCACGGUCGGCUGCUGGGACCAGACGUUAUCCUUUUAUAAGCUUUCUGGUCAAGAAGCUGGACCACAGCAUAAGCUAGGCUACGACCCUUGCUCGAUCUCCUUCUUCUCAUCUGGAGAAUACUUCGCUCUGGGCGGCUUUGAUGGGCGCGUCCAACUAUGGACCAGAGACGGGAUUUUACUCGAAGACAUCGGUCAAAUGGACAGCCCUGUCUGGAGCUUAGCCGUCAGACCUAUGGGUCCACCGAGCAUCACGAUCGGCACAGAAAAUGGCGAUGUGGCUGCUUAUCAAUUGAUCUUCUCCACGGUCCAUGGACUUCACAAAGAUCGUUACGCUUACCGAGAUAAAAUGACCGACGUUGUCUUGCAACACUUAGUGUCUGAUGAGAAAGUUCGUAUUCGGUGUAAAGAUCAUGUGAAGAAGAUAGCCGUUUACCGUAAUCGACUAGUUGUUCAACUCCCUCAAAAGGUAUUAGUAUAUGAAGUACCCGGUGACGACCCGCUUGAUAUGCGAUACCAGCCAGUGGACAAGGUCCGUAUCACCUUGGACUGCUCGUUGCUGGUGGCCACUGCCCAGCAUUUCAUCCUUUGUCACGAGAAACAACUACAACUAUAUUCGAGUGCUGGUGUUAUGGAACGCGAAUGGCAUCUAGAUAGUCUCAUACGAUACAUCAAGGUCUUCGGAGGAGUACCCGGGAGUGAGGGCAUCCUGGCAGGACUCAAGAACGGUCAUAUUGUAAAGAUCUUCAUCAACAGCGCCUUUCCGAUAACGGUUAUAAAGCAGACGAGUCCCGUGAGGUGCCUCGACUUCUCAUGCGAUCGGAAAAAGCUCGCUAUCGUUAAUGAGAGCGCUACGUUGAUGGUCUACGACUUGGAAACACAGAAGCUGUUAUACCAGGAAGCAGGAGCCAGCUCGGUAGCAUGGAACCAGGAGUUCCCCGAUAUGGUCGCAUACUCCGGAAACGACACGCUCUGCAUCAAGACUGGCAGCUUUCCUCCUCACCCUCAGAAGCUGCAUGGAUUCGUUGUCGGUUUCAAAGGCAGUAAAAUUUUCUGUCUAAAAUCCUCGUCGAUGGAAACUGUCGAGAUUCCUCAGGGGCCCUCGCUUUACAGGUAUUUAUCCGUUGGUAACUUUUCCGCGGCAUACGAAGUUGCCUGUCUCGGUGUGACCGACGGUGACUGGCGACAGCUGGCUUUGUACGCUCUCAAGGAAAUGGUCUUCGAUGUGGCCCGCAGAGCUUUCAUUAGAAUACGCGAUGUAUGGUACUUAGAGGAGUUCUCCAAGAGGGAUUGGAGCAAGGAAGAUCGUGCUUUGGUGGCGGCCUAUGUUCUGGCCUAUGAAGGCCGCUUCCAUGAAGCUGCUGUACUCUUUGGUCAAGCGAAGGAAUACGGUCUGGCAACGGAAAUGUUCACUGAUCUCAGGAGGUGGGAUGAUGCCAAGAAAUGGGCUGAUAUUCACGAGAAGGCUGUCCAGAAGGGCGAGAUUGAUAUACCAAGUAAAGAGCAGCUAUCAGCCCCUGAGAACAAGGAAGACAACGCCAACUUGGUUCCUGAUGGGAACAGUCCUGGAGAAAUUUCCAAGCGAGGGCCUUCUACUACAACGGGUUUGAUGCUAAAGCAAGCUGAGUCAAGUGAAGAAGAUGGUGAUUUACGUGCUGCGGCCGAUAUGUACCUCCAAGUUGGGCAGAAGGAGCGUGCGGCGGCCCUCUACACUCGAAUAGGGGCUCUCGAGCCCCUCAUUGAGAUUGUCCGUUCCUGUGACCGACAGAAUGACCAAGACGAGGGGAUCAUGCUGGACGCUGCGGCCUGCUUCAUAAAACAUGAUCAUUACAUGUUUGCAAAGGAAGCUUUAACGAAAGCGGAAGACUUUGAGAACCUCAUUAGUCUGCAUGUGAAGAAGAGCAGGUGGGAGGAAGCGUUCCAGCUGGCUCGAUCACAUCCCGAGCUGGCCGAAGAGAUCUACCUACCUUGGGGCAACUGGUUGAUCAGCAACGACAGAUACGAAGAAGCCUAUGAAGCAUUUGAGAAGGCUGGUCGCUCUGACCUAAGUUCUGACAUGCUGCGUCAGCUGACCAACCUCUCGGCUGAGCAAAAGCUCUUCAAGCAAGCUGGCAUGUACAGUUAA
This is a messenger RNA of Perkinsus marinus ATCC 50983, 2718 nucleotides long. Its product is annotated as WD-repeat protein, putative. The record is from RefSeq and is a predicted model, not a curated record. The coding region runs from base 1 to 2718 and encodes 905 amino acids. The transcript is spliced from 26 exons. Gene Ontology annotation, biological process: protein localization to cilium; intraciliary retrograde transport; non-motile cilium assembly. Lineage: Eukaryota; Perkinsozoa; Perkinsida; Perkinsidae. Gene Ontology annotation, cellular component: intraciliary transport particle A; non-motile cilium. Gene Ontology annotation, molecular function: protein binding.